Molecule: messenger RNA, 3732 nt
Organism: Morone saxatilis (striped sea-bass)
Lineage: Eukaryota; Metazoa; Chordata; Actinopteri; Moronidae
Product: bromodomain-containing protein 1-like
Exons: 11
Coding region: 317-3595 (1092 amino acids)
Biological process (GO): regulation of transcription by RNA polymerase II
Cellular component (GO): MOZ/MORF histone acetyltransferase complex
Molecular function (GO): protein binding
Source: RefSeq, a predicted model, not a curated record
UCACACAACCGCAUUGUUGUUGGGGGAAGAGAAGCUCGGGCAGUUGCUGAGCUCUGCCACUUCCAACUGCUCACAAACAGUCCUAUCGAUCAGUGUUUACCCUGAUCACAGUGUCACACCAGGACCCGGCUCCGUCGCCCUGGAUACCUGUCGGUUACUUUCAAGUUUAACCGGGUUCAGCGCGAGCCGCGGCCGCCGUUGGGUGAGCGGACUGGAUGUGGAUUUAACUGUCGCUUCGCUCCGGAGGCCGCGCCGCCAUUGCUGCUGUUUUUAUAAGCUCAAUUCGUGAAAAUACCAAGGUCUUUACGGCUUCAAAAUGAAGAAAAAGGGUCGACAACAGCGUCCGGCGGUUCUGAAGCGGGACUCUUCACCCAUCAAGCCGUCGCCCAACAGGGAGACGCUGACAUAUGCACAGGCUCAGCGGAUAGUGGAGCUGGAGGUGGACGGCCGCGUGCACCGGCUCAGCAUCUACGACAAGCUGGACGUCAUCACAGACGACGACCCCACAGCUCAGGAGAUCAUGGAGUGCAACAGCAACAAGGAGAAUAACGAGAAGCCCCAGCAGGUCCUGGUGCGCUCUGUGCGCCUCAAAAACAACCAGCAGAAGAAGAAUGCAGCGCGCACCGCCUCCAACGGCGGCACUGGCACGCAGGGCAGUACCGGAGGCCUGCUGGAGCCAAAGGUUAGAACGGUUGAAUACAAUCUGCCGGUGGUCCCAAAGAGGCCGGUGGCGUAUUACAAAUACACAGAGAGGACAGAGGAGGAACUGGACGAGGAGGUGGAGUACGAUAUGGACGAGGAGGACUACGCCUGGCUAGAGCUAAUCAACGAGAAGAGGAAGAGCGAGGGCAUCAGCCAGGUGUCGCACAAUCUGUUUGAGUUCCUCAUGGACCGCUUCGAAAAGGAGUCGUACUCUGCCACGCAGGGUCAGAGCGACCUGCAGUCGCUGGUGGAUGAGGACGCCGUCUGCUGCAUCUGCAUGGAUGGAGACGGAGCCGACAGUAACGUUAUCCUCUUCUGUGACUCUUGCAACAUUGCCGUGCACCAGGAGUGCUACGGGGUGCCGUACAUCCCAGAGGGCCAGUGGCUGUGCAGACACUGUCUGCAGUGCCCGUCACGGCCUGCGGAGUGCGUCUUCUGUCCCAACCGAGGCGGUGCCCUGAAGAAGACCGACGACGAUCGCUGGGGUCAUGUAGCGUGUGCUCUGUGGGUGCCUGAGGUCGGCUUCUCUGACACUGUUUUUAUCGAGCCCAUCGAUGGCGUUCGCAACAUCCCGCCAGCUCGCUGGAAGCUCACAUGUUACCUGUGUAAAGAGAAGGGUGCGGGAGCGUGCAUCCAGUGUGAUAAGAUGUACUGUUACACCGCCUUUCAUGUCAGCUGCGCCCAAAAGGCCGGUCUCUACAUGAAGAUGGAACCUGUGAAAGAGGUGACGGCUUCUGGCGCCGCCACCUUCUCUGUGAAAAAGACGGCCUUCUGCUGCAGCCACACACCCGAAGGCUGCGACCGCCGGCCGCUCAACAUCUACGAGGAGCCGCACCCGACGAACGGAGCCUGUCAGAAAAGGGCUGACAAGAGGGGGAAGGCCCGGGCCAAGAGCUGGCAGAAGAAGAAGAGUAAGAGAGCGGAGCCCGAACCAGAACCAGAACCUGAGACCCCCACCAACUCUGGCCCCAGUAUCACCGCUUCAAGCUUUGACACCAUCCUGAACCAGGUGGCGGUUCAGAGGAAGCGUCACUUCGUUGAGCGGGUGCUGAGCUACUGGGUGCAGAAGAGGCAGUCGAGGAACAAUGUGCCACUGAUCCGCCGGCUACAGGCCAACCCUCAGCCACCCAAAGCCAAGCAGAUGGACCGCGCGGAGACGAACCAGGCGCUGAAGGAGCAGCUGAAGGAGUGGCACCGCCUCCGCCACGACCUGGAGCGAGCUCGUCUCCUGCUGGAGCUCAUCAGGAAGAGAGAGAAGCUGAAGAGGGAAGAGUUGAAGCAGCAGCAGUCGGUGCUGGAGGUCCAGCUGACACCCUUCAACAUCCUGCUGAGAGCGGUGCUCAGUCAGCUGCAGGAAAAAGACCAGUACAGUAUCUUCGCUCAGCCCGUCAGCAGCAAGGAGGUUCCUGACUACCUGGACCACAUCAAGAACCCCAUGGACUUCUCCACCAUGAGGAAACGCAUCGACACUCACGAAUACAGGAGCCUGGAGGCGUUUGAGGAUGACUUCAACCUCAUCAUUGCCAACUGCAUGUCGUACAAUGCCAAGGACACGUUUUUCUACAAGGCAGCUCAGCGGAUGCAGGACCACGGCGGAGUCAUCCUCCGCAGGGCCCGCAGAGAGGCUGACAGAAUCGGCUUCGACUUUCCCAGCGGGUUGCAUCUGCCCGAAGCCCCAAAAUUGGAGUCACCGCCCCCCUUCUCCUGGGAGGACGUGGACCGUCUGCUGAGCCCCUCCUACCGUCAGCUGACUCCUCUGGAGGAUCAGCUGAAGGAGCUGCUGGAGAAGCUGGACCUCAGCACAGCCAUGAAGCACAGCCCAUCCCGGAGCAAGAGGCUCAAACUGCUGAAGAAGACUAUUAUGGAGGUCCGCAGCGAAAUGAGCCUGAAAAAGACCCUCCCAACACCCUCGCCUGACACGGCCCCCGCCAAGUCAAUGGAGGAACCACUACCUGAACCCCCGGCAGAGCCCUGUGCGCCACAGGGUGAUGAGUCUUUACCUCCGGCAACAUUAGAGCUGUUAACCUCACUGUCGCAGCUCGACACCUCGCCCAGUGACUCGGGGCCGCCCCCUCUGAAGACCAUUAAACCCAACAUGGACCAUACUCCCAUGGAGCUUGAUGGUGACACCGACACGUCUACCUCAGUGCCCCCGGACACCCCCAAUGGGCACAUCCCAGACCCACUGCUCCUCAACGGCAGCCUCCACAGCGGAGCCUCUGGCCCCUGCAACCGCCGGACCAACAGCCUCUUCCGCAAGUCCAAGAGUGCCAGCCCCCAGAAACCACCCAAGACCCAAGAGACAUCUCCUGUGUCGCCGCAGCCGCCCCUGGGCGCCAAAACCUUCCUGUCAGUGGUGAUCCCUCGACUGGAGACGCUCCUCCUGCCGAAGAAAAGAACACGCAGCAGCAGUGCCGAAGGCGAGGAGGAGGAUGAGGAGUCGCCAAUAAAACGACUUGGCACAGGAAUAGCAAACGGUUUUGUGGUGGAGGAGGAGGAAAUAUCACCGUCACCUCGUCAGCUGGAGCCUCGCCGGCGCUGUGCGUCCGAGUCAAGCAUCUCCUCCAGCGGAAGCGUCCUCUGCAGCACGAGCACCGUCAUUGUGUCUAAAAGUGGUAAAGGGCGACCACCGGCGGCUCGACGGAGCACCGUGGAUGACAAAAGCACUCUGAUGACCUGCAUAGAGAACGGAGAGUUCACCAAAGCUGCCAACAUCUCUUCCGAUCAUGGACCCCAGAGCGCGGAGGACAGUGUGUCAGCGCAACGGGGUGGAGCUUCCCCAGCCGCCGCAGGACGUUCUCAGAAUCGGAGAGCGGAUGCAGUUCAGGUCCGCAGAGAAACUCUUCCUCGUCCACUUCUUCGACAGCAAGCGCAGCUGGCAAUGGCUUCCUAGAUCCAAGAUGGCUCCCUUUGGGAUCAACCAGAUGCUCGACAAAAUCAAGCUGACGGAGGCUCGCUCCUCCUGCAUCCGAAAAGCUGUGCGGCUCGCAUUCGACCGAGCCAUGAACCACCUGAACCGUGUCAGUGGCG